Molecule: messenger RNA, 989 nt
Organism: Solanum lycopersicum (tomato)
Lineage: Eukaryota; Viridiplantae; Streptophyta; Magnoliopsida; Solanales; Solanaceae
Gene: CHI14
Product: chitinase
Biological process (GO): defense response to fungus; chitin catabolic process; cell wall macromolecule catabolic process
Molecular function (GO): chitinase activity
Source: RefSeq, marked validated
GAAAAUUAACAAAAUGAGGCUUUUAGUAUUGGGUUUGUUUAGUGUUUUGUGUCUAAAAUGUGUUUUAUCACAAAAUAUUAGUAGUCUUAUUAGUAAAAAUUUAUUUGAGAGAAUACUUGUGCAUCGAAACGAUGCUGCUUGUGGUGCGAAAGGUUUCUAUACCUAUGAAGCUUUUAUAACAGCAACUAAAACAUUUGCUGCCUUUGGAACUACUGGUGAUACUAAUACUCGUAACAAGGAAAUUGCUGCCUUUUUGGCUCAAACUUCUCAUGAAACUACGGGUGGAUGGGCAACAGCACCAGAUGGACCAUAUUCAUGGGGAUAUUGCUACAAACAGGAACAAGGAAGUCCUGGAGAUUACUGUGCUUCAAGUCAGCAGUGGCCUUGUGCUCCUGGCAAAAAGUAUUUUGGUCGAGGUCCUAUCCAAAUUUCAUACAACUACAAUUAUGGGGCAGCAGGGAGUGCAAUAGGUGUGAAUCUGCUAAACAACCCAGAUUUAGUAGCCAAUGAUGCAGUAGUGUCAUUCAAAACAGCGUUGUGGUUCUGGAUGACAGCACAACAGCCAAAACCAUCGGCACACGAUGUCAUUACUGGAAGAUGGAGUCCCUCUGUUGCUGAUUCUGCCGCUGGCCGCGUCCCGGGCUUUGGUGUAAUCACUAACAUCAUCAAUGGUGGAAUGGAAUGUAACAGAGGUUCAAAUGCACUAAUGGAUAACAGAAUUGGGUUCUAUAGGAGAUAUUGUCAAAUUUUGGGAGUUGAUCCUGGUAAUAAUUUGGACUGUGCUAAUCAAAGGCCAUUUGGAUAAAAGGCAACUUAAUUAAUUUUACUACAAUAAGUUGCUGCUUUAAUUUAUAUGUGUGAUCCAUAUUUAGUACGUGACACAUUAAUAAGGUUUGGUCCAUCUAAACUGUGUAUUAGUUCGUUUGUGUUCUAUAAUGGAACUUCCAUUUUGUCACGCAGGCGAAAUAAAGUUAAAGUUUUAUGCAUUA